Molecule: messenger RNA, 1263 nt
Organism: Botrytis fragariae
Lineage: Eukaryota; Fungi; Ascomycota; Leotiomycetes; Helotiales; Sclerotiniaceae
Exons: 3
Coding region: 1-1263 (420 amino acids)
Source: RefSeq, a predicted model, not a curated record
AUGCUUGACACUACUCCUGCUGCUCUUGCAGUGAUCAAGCCUCAUAACACAGAUGCUCUUUCUGUCAUAAAUCUCGCUGAGGAGUUUCAGAGACUUCAGCACGAGUGUGUCAAUAUUUUUGGAGUGAAGUUCGAACAAGCCAUUCAGAGCAAACUUCUCGAGCAGAGAAAGGCUCUUAUUCGCCAUCUUGAGUCCAUGUUCUCCGAAAUCAAUGGCAAUCCCAAUCGUAAAAUUCGAGAAACAAACGCCAAAUUUGGUCUCACCUUGCCACUCGAGGAGUUGAAGAAAGUUUCUGCAUCAGAUAUCGCUGAGCACGAUCGAGGAUUUAUCACCGCUGAAAGAGAGCGUGUUGCUAUCCAGAAGAAACAUUUGAAGGAGCGUUUAGAAGAAAUUAAACUUGAGAUUUCAUCCGCACUAGGGAUCACCGUCAGCGCAGAUCCAUCCUCUCUUAGCCAACCUACCGAGAGCUCGGAUGAUAAAGCCGCCAUUUCGCAGCCCCUUGAAGACAACCGCUUUUUCCAGAACGAACUCGAUGACUCGAAACAAACCCUGAUCAAACUCAAAGCUGAAAAGAAGCAAGACAAAACGAUUAUCGAUAAAUUGCAGACCCGCAACCACAAAUUCCGACCAGAAAAUGCCACUCUCAAAGAAGAAUUGAAACAACUCGAAGAAAAAGUCGUACACCACAAAGUGGUCGCGAACUCUUGUUCUCGUGUCCGCCACGGAUCUUCCCAUACUGCACGCCAUUUCCGCGACGAUGACGGAUUCCAUGACAUCAAAGGCCGUGCUCCAGCCGACAGAAAGGUAAACGAUGCACGCAAUGAUGCGUGCCACAAAGGAGACAUCGCAACCGAUUUUGCGCUAUUCAAGAUCGAUCCAGAUCGUGCUGGUUGGAAUAUUGGAGGUGGACGUUAUGUAGACUUCACCAAUUCGCAUCGCGUCACACCACACGAAUGGGGAACGAUAUACUCACUCUCCGAAGCUGGCCCCGAUCGAGUUAUUCUUGAAGUUCUCAAUUCGCAUGCUACAAUGUACCGUUGUGACUUCAACACGGAGUACACCCACAGCCCCGAGAAUGAUGAAGCCUUCAAUGUCCUCUUCGCAAAGUUUUUCGACAGAUUCAAGUCUCCGUUUGUAAGCACAAACUUAUUCCUAUCGGCCAAACGAUAUGAAAACCUUGUAAUCUUUGUCAAUCAGGCUGUGAACGAUCGGAGGGCAAUGAGGGAAAUAGUUGGGGGAAACCGUUGCACUCGAGAAAGCUAA